AUGCAGUGUUCCAUCAGGCGCGGCAUUAUAACCUCAGUGGGCAUUGGAUUCCUGUGGCUCCUCGUCACUUUGAAAACCCCCAGGGAAACUGAAGAUGUUCAAAACGUGAUGGCUUUCAAAGGCCAAGAGGACAGUUAUGGCAAAAGAAAAGAUGUGAGACUGCUGGAAGGCUGGCAGAAUCAUACCUUCCAGUAUAUUAAGACAAUUCAGCAGAGAAGAAAGACGUGGCUGACAGUGGGGAUCUCCUCAGUGCCACGACCAGAUCAAAGCGGCCUCUUGUACACCCUGGUCUCUCUGUUCCGUGCUUCCUCUAAGAUCGAGCAGAAACGUCUCACAGUACUGGUUCAUCUGGCACAUUCUGACCUCACCGGGCUCAGAGAAACCAUUGCCCAUAUUUCAACCCUCUUCAGCCCACAGAUCUUGUCAGGGAAGCUGCUACUGAUUCAUGCUCCAUCUGAUGCCUACCGCACCACGGAUGACACGAGGAAGGAGGCCCACCGCGGGGAAUUCUACUCCAAGCGGAAUAGAGAUCAUGCCUUCCUCAUGAGCUUUGCCGCAAAGCUCUCUGAAUACUUCCUGUUACUGGAGGACAAUGUCCUUUGUGCCCCCAACUUUAUCACCCACAUUCAUUGGAAGGUGGACACAAUGAGGUCCGACCCAUGGGUGCUACUGGAGUUCUCUAAUAUGGGCUUCCUCGGCAAACUCUUCCACAGCAGGGACCUCCCACUCCUGGCUCAUUUCCUCCUCCUCUUCUACAAGGAAAAGCCCCUUGACAGACUGAUCCCCCACUUCCGUACCCUCCUAGCUCAGAAAAACCCAAUCCUCUGCAGACCGUUCCUUUUCUACCACAGGUUCUCCUACUAUACCUCCAAUGACAGUCAGAAGGCCACGCCAGUCCGGAAAAAGAACCCCUAUGGUCCUGACAACCCACCCACAGCCAUUUUCACAGAUAUGAAGGUUUUUGAUGUUCAUUUCCCCUGGAAGGCCUACACUCUGGAUGAGUCAUUCUUCUGGACCCAAAAUGUUAGUGCAGGGAACCACCUGACAGUCAUUUUGAAGCAUCCAGCGAACUUGAGCAGGGUGCAAGUGUUGACAGGCACCAUCGUGGAUGGAAAGCAUGCCCUAGAGAAGGGGCAAGUGGAGCUGGGCUAUGACCCCGAGGGAAUGCCUCAAUACUGUACCAGCUUUGCCUUGCUGGGCCAUCUCUUGGAAGGGCAGGUGAAUCAGGAGAUCUUCAAAAGUAUGGGGUACGAUGUGAGCUGUGUAAGGCUGGUGGUGAAAGCUAAUCAGGUUGGCGGGCUCAUAAUCAGGCAUAUUUACCUCUGGGAGGAAAAUCCCAAAGAUAUAGAAGCAGCUCAGAGUUGGAGAUAAAUCGCUAAGGAUGUGAAAAAUUAAAGUUGUGAAGCUGUUCCAUUCCAGCCUGAGUGACAUGGGGAGAUAGA
Molecule: messenger RNA, 1442 nt
Organism: Lynx canadensis (Canada lynx)
Lineage: Eukaryota; Metazoa; Chordata; Mammalia; Carnivora; Felidae
Product: alpha-1,3-mannosyl-glycoprotein 4-beta-N-acetylglucosaminyltransferase-like protein MGAT4E
Exons: 3
Coding region: 1-1371 (456 amino acids)
Biological process (GO): protein N-linked glycosylation
Molecular function (GO): acetylglucosaminyltransferase activity
Source: RefSeq, a predicted model, not a curated record